Messenger RNA from Desarmillaria tabescens, 1792 nucleotides. RefSeq lists its product as uncharacterized. The record is from RefSeq and is a predicted model, not a curated record. Gene Ontology annotation, biological process: regulation of transcription by RNA polymerase II. Gene Ontology annotation, molecular function: DNA-binding transcription repressor activity, RNA polymerase II-specific; RNA polymerase II cis-regulatory region sequence-specific DNA binding. Gene Ontology annotation, cellular component: nucleoplasm. Lineage: Eukaryota; Fungi; Basidiomycota; Agaricomycetes; Agaricales; Physalacriaceae. The transcript has 5 exons. The coding region runs from base 307 to 1572 and encodes 421 amino acids.
AGCUAGCAGGUUAAUUCCCUGUUCCCCUCGCUUGCCCCUUCAUGCACAUAAAGACAGUGCAUAUCAGCGAUGAACAAGAAUGCGGUACAUGCGUGGUUAGAAAGUUCACAUUUGGUCGGCUGUGCGGUAACUCCAAUCACCCCACUUGGCUACUGCGAAGCGGGCUUGGAUACCGUGGUCAAAAUAUCUUGACCUGCACCGACUGGGGAAUCAGGCACUACGGUGUGACACAGUACCUGUAAUAAAUUGUUUCCUUUAUUGAAUUUCACCACCUCCCUCUCUUCCUUCCCUCCCGUUUCCAUCUCCAUGUCGUAUUCAUCUGGCAAGGAGAGGCAUUCAAGGGAACGUCCUACUCUCCCGCCUAUCCGCGAUCUCUUUGGAGACGAGUUAUCUCGAUCCGCGAAAGCUCCUCACGACUCACCUCCGUUGACCUUGGCCCGUCUUAGUAUGAGUGAUGAUGAUCACGAAGUUCCCCCUCGUACUUCGAGCUAUCCAGGUUCCGGGGCACCGUACAAUGCUGGUCGCAACUCCAUGUUUCAGUCAUCUGCUCAAUACGUCCCUCCUGCGUCACGACCUUAUCAUGACCCGCCAACGACAUUUUACAAUCAUCAGCAAUCGAGUUCAACGUCCUCGUACACGACGCCUGCAUUUUCCAAAACUAGAUCCUCUGACAGUAUUUACGGCAAUCAGCCUGGAAGGCCAUCUCUUGGGGCUCGUUCAUCAUCUCACAUGAGUUCCUCAACAUCAACUGCCUCUCCGAACAGGUUUCCCGUUCAUCGCAACACCGUCCCGCAAAUGGAUUAUCCCCACAGUUACGGGAUGCGGUUUUCCGACUCUCGACGUGACGAUUUCAGUCGACAACCAGCAGAAGAUAGGCUUCUAGCCGAUCGCCAUCCUUCUGGCGAGAAUCCGGCAACUCGAUAUCCUUUCGAUCAACGUCCGUCGGCUAACACUUAUCCGUCAUCGGAUUUCCCUUCUCGCGCACCGGGUAAUGCUCAUCCCCCACGUCCGUGGGCAAUCUCGACCUCAGUGGACAGAAGCAGGGCCGAUGACGAUGAUCCUACGCCGACAGCUCGAUACCGUGAUGUAGGACCCUCAUUUGGACGCCCACCUGAAAGAGAUGAUGAACUAAUGAGUGCGUCUGCUUCGAAGUACGAAUGCACCUAUUGUGGUAAGGGCUUUAACCGCCCUAGUAGUCUCAAAAUCCACAUUAACAGUCAUACGGGAGAAAAACCAUUUGUCUGCCCCGUUGAAAGCUGUGGAAGGAGCUUCAGCGUCCUUAGCAAUAUGCGUAGACACGCUCGCGUCCACACUCAGACUCCCUCGAGACAGCAGGAGCUCUCCAGUGACGAAAGUAGCGAAAUAAUAUCACCGCCUCAGUCAGCGUCAUCGCAGUCCUCCGGCGCGCUAUCGGUGGCUCCCUCCCAAUCGCACUGGCAGCAUCGUCGGGACAGCAGUGCAUCUGCAUCAAGCACAAGUUCCCGGAGAAGUCGCAGCGUCUCGUCUGAUGAUUUCGAUGAAACCGAUGAUCAGUUGCGACCAGAGAAACGAACUCGUCGUCACCUCAAAUAAAAUGAUGUUCGACGUACCGUACACUUAUUUGCUUUUGGGUUUGGGGGCUAUUCGCUAGAUUUCGCUCCACGACUUAAUCAUUUUAUGCAUCCUCUCCAUCUGCAUCAUACUAUUUAUUAUUUGACUCACAAGUACAGUCUCACUCAUCGCUAGUAGCCAUCAUUUAUUGCACCUAUUUAUUCGAGGUUCGCUUGGUUUGCCACGCCGCUCCUUCCAGUUA